Molecule: messenger RNA, 2154 nt
Organism: Chelonia mydas (Green sea turtle)
Lineage: Eukaryota; Metazoa; Chordata; Testudines; Cheloniidae
Gene: C2H6orf52
Product: chromosome 2 C6orf52 homolog
Exons: 10
Coding region: 1099-1896 (265 amino acids)
Molecular function (GO): RNA binding
Source: RefSeq, a predicted model, not a curated record
CGCGGGCUGUGGGCGCGGUAGGGCCCUGGGGUUGGGGUAACAGGCGUCGCUGGGGCCAGCUCAGCGUGAGGUCCCGGGCGGGGGCGGAAGUAGGACCCGUACGGCUCCUUAUGGCGACGCCGUGGAUGGGAGACUGAAAAGAUCAAAUGACAACUAUCAAGCUCAGAAAAUAAAAUACCAAAAUUAUUGUUUCAUAUAGAAGACCAUGAUAACUGUGAUCAAGAUAUUAUUGCAUCACUUUUUUUUCUGAUACAAUUUUUCUGCGGUCAGAUUGCUUUUUUAUUGUGCUGCAGCUUGAAUUAAAUGUUCGCACAGAGUGGUGCUUCUUCCAUAUGAACCACUCUGCACUCUCUUAUUGAUUUGUAACUUACACCACCAACCAAGGCACCUUUGAAUUUGGCCCAAAGAGAGGAAGAACCAAGAAAACCUCAAAGGCCCAUAAAAAUGAGCUAGCUAUCUUUUUAAGCUUUUGGAUAAUAGAUCUUUCCUUACUUCUAAGCUGACCUUAUAUCCUCCAUCAACCAAACACAUGUUUAAAAUAAUAGUAGGGUGUGAGCCAGAUAUAUACAUACACACACAUAUGGAAAACCUUGAGGCAGUGGUGGAAUAAGAAUAAAAACUCACAACUGUCCUCUAGAAUAGAGAAGUUGAAAGAUAAUUACUGGUCUUGGUGAAUAGAAAGGAUAUGUGUGGUCAUUCCAGGUUAUCCCCAAGUCAAGCUGUGUCAUGAUAUGAUGCAAUGAUUAUUUGAUCCACAAAUAAUCAAUAGUUGCCAAUAGCAGUGGUCUGCAUAGGUGUAUUAAGGUGAGGCUUUUGCAAUGCAAGUCUGAGCUCUGGAACCUUUCAAAAUUCCUCAAGUUAAAUCUCUUAAAUCUGAUUUAAGAGAAGGUGAACAAGUUCUUAGCUGUGCAGCAACAAUUUUUUUUAGUUGAAUUACUUUUCAUAAAAACUUCUCCUCUCCUCCCCUUUUUCUUUAAAUAGAGGAUCAGAAUAAAUUGUGAAGCAGUGCAGCAUUCCUUGUGAAGAAAACUUCUGAACAGUGGCAAACCAGGCAUUUUCCCCAGAGGCUGCUUUCCCUCAUGGGAGGCGGAGGGAGAGAUGGGACCCCAGGCUUCUUUCAAGGGCAAGCAGGAUACAAUGGGAAAGCACAAAAGAGAGUCCCUACAAACCUAUAGCUGGUGGAGAGGACCACAGAAAAAACGAAAGAAAAAGAACAAAAUAAAAGCAGGAAGAACAGACUAUGUUAGUGUUGUUAAUCUUCCAAUCAGACCAGAUUUCUCAAUAGUUGUAGGAGAGCUAACUCCUGAAGUGGAUGAUUUUCAGCUCUAUGAUUAUUUUGUGAAAAGGUAUCCUACGUGCAUUGACUGCAAAAUAGCCACAGACCUAUUGGGAUACUCCAGGGGGUAUGGCUUUGUCAGAUUUGGUGAACAAGGUGAUCAGAUGAGAGCACUGCAAGACUGCCAAAAUGCACCAGGUCUAGGUGGAAAACGAAUCCGACUGAGUAUAGGAAUUUCUAAAAGAAUGAAAGCAGAAUUCCAGCGGUAUCAGUCCUAUAACUAUAAUGAUUAUUAUCAAGAUUAUCAGAACUACUACUCACAGUGGGGUUACGAUCCUUAUGCUGAUUACAACUAUAGCUAUCCUUCCUAUGACAACAUGCAAGCUGUUGGAGAUUCUGCUAUAGGAGACUCAGUUCUGACUCCAGCUGUAUUUGAGGAGACCCCAACUGUGGCUGAAAGCAAUGAUGAACUAAUAACUGAAGAUCCACAGCUCCAUCUGGAUGUUGAUGAAAUGAACAGACAAUUUAUGGAAAGAAGUGAAGAACUCUAUGACUCACUCAUGAAUUGUCAUUGGCAGCCUCUGGAUACGGUCACCUCUGAAAUCCCUAAUGCUUUCUAAAAGUGUCUUACAUGAAUAUAUAGCAUGACCGUUAUGACCAAGGUGCUAACAUUACAUUUCUUCUACAUUACUCUAGACCAUAAGUUUUAAAGCACAAGGAUGGGUUGUUUUGCUAAGCUUUUGACAGCCUUUGUAAUUUUUGUUCAUCACUCUACUCAUGAAGCAUCUUGAAAUCAUGUAAAUAUUCUAGAAAUGUAAAGAGUUGAAUAGAAUCUCAAGAUAGACUUGCUUGUGUAAAUAAAAUCUCGUUUCUGCAAA